Messenger RNA from Coregonus clupeaformis (lake whitefish), 3202 nucleotides. Its product is annotated as nucleosome assembly protein 1-like 1-A. The coding region runs from base 132 to 1322 and encodes 396 amino acids. NCBI's taxonomy places the organism in Eukaryota, Metazoa, Chordata, Actinopteri, Salmoniformes, Salmonidae. Gene Ontology annotation, molecular function: histone binding; chromatin binding. Gene Ontology annotation, biological process: nucleosome assembly. The transcript has 15 exons. The record is from RefSeq and is a predicted model, not a curated record. Gene Ontology annotation, cellular component: chromatin; nucleus.
GCGCAAGCGGCGGGAUCGCUCUCUCUUUUACCGCCAUAAGAGCGGAGUCUUUUUCUUUGGGACCGCUUCACUGCGCAGAUCCACCUAGUCAAGGCGCUAGCUAAAGCAGCAUCACUCAAGACUUGGCUAAGAUGGCAGACAUGGACAAUAAGGACCAGGCUGAGCUGGACCCGGCAGAUAUGGAGGAUGUGGAGGAGGUGGAAGAGGAGGAGACUGGAGAGGAUGUCAACAGUAAAGUGUCUGGCCUUGUCCGUCUCUCCUCAGCUCGUCAGCUCACCGUGCAGAUGAUGCAGAACCCACAGAUUCUGGCCGCGUUGCAGGAGAGGCUGGACGGCCUGGUUGGCUCGCCGUCAGGAUACAUGGAGAGCUUACCAAAGGUAGUGAAGAGACGGGUCAACGCCCUGAAGAAUCUACAAGUGAAAUGCGCCCACAUUGAGGCCAAGUUCUACGAAGAGGUCCACGAACUGGAGAGAAAGUACGCCGCUCUCUACCAACCCCUCUUCGACAAACGCAGCGACAUAGUUAAAGCAGCCUAUGAGCCCACAGAGGAGGAGUGUGAAUGGAAGGCUGAUGAGGAGGAAGAGUUGACAGUAAGUAAGCAGGAGGAGAUGAAGGAGAAGGCCAAGGUGGAGGAGGAGAAGAAGGAUGAGGAGAAGGAGGACCCCAAAGGCAUCCCAGAGUUCUGGCUAACGGUUUUCAAGAACGUGGACCUGCUCAGCGACAUGCUGCAGGAACAUGAUGAACCCAUCCUCAAGCACUUACAAGAUAUCAAAGUCAAAUUCUCAGACCCAGGCCAGCCCAUGAGCUUCUCUUUAGAAUUCUACUUUGAGCCUAAUGAGUUCUUCACAAACACUUUGUUGACAAAAACCUACAAGAUGAGGUCUGAGCCUGACGAGAGCGACCCCUUCUCCUUCGACGGGCCGGAGAUCAUGGGCUGCACGGGUUGUCCGAUCGACUGGACAAAGGGCAAGAACAUCACAUUGAAGACUAUCAAGAAGAAGCAGAAACACAAGGGGCGUGGCACAGUCAGGACGGUCACCAAGACAGUCCCCAACGACUCCUUCUUCAACUUCUUCACCCCGCCUGAUGUCCCUGAAAGUGGAGAGCUGGACGAGGACUCUGAGGCUGUCCUCGCCGCAGACUUUGAGAUUGGCCACUUCAUCCGCGAGCGUAUCGUCCCCAGGGCUGUGCUGUACUUCACGGGGGAGGCCAUCGAGGACGACGAUGACGAUUACGAUGAGGAGGGAGAGGAGGCUGAUGACGAGGAGGGUGAGGAGGAGGGUGAAGAGGAGAAUGAUCCUGACUAUGAUCCCAAGGUUUAAGUGAUGUCUGUAGAAAAUAACCCUCUCCUGAAGGACGCAAAUCCCCCAGCCGAGUGCAAGCAGCAGUGAAGGCUGCGGGUCAACUGCACUGUAACAGCUUCUCAAAUAAAACACUUACUUACGCCUUAUAAUGUUUUGUAUUUUUCUUGGUAGAAAUAAAAAUAAAGGGUUUCAAGAUUUUUGUUACAGAAAACUCCUAAUAUAAUGUGAGCAGUGGCUCGAUAUGCAUAGUAUUUUACUAGACCGUUUUCCCCCCUCCUGUACAAAUAGUUAGAAUGCCACAAACUCUCUCAAAGCAUGAUCUUGUUUCUCUCACUGCUAAACUAGUUUGGGUUCUUGUGAAGUUUUUGUUGUAUUGCUCUUGGACAACAGCUGUGGUUAGACUGCAUUGAGGCAAGUGAUGAGAAGGCCAACCUGUUCCUUUUCCCUCGCGCUACCAAAGUUACCGGUCAGUUCAGGUUGAAGUCGUGAGUUUGAAGUCUGUCAUUGUAUUAGUGGGGCCUCGAGCACUGUCGAAGCAAAACCCUGCUUUUAGUCACGGCUAAGGAAAGAAACUAAUGUGACGAAUCGCUGCCUGUUGCACACAGGUGCACAUUUGGCCACUCAAGCAUGCCAUUUGGAGCAGGGCAAGCGGUUCUCGGCCAGUUGGAAGCUGUUAUUAGCCGCUUGAGUGGGCUGAAAUCAAGUUGUCAAUGUAAAACAUUCCAGUUUGCAGACUGACAGGCAUCGGAAGUUUGAAUGCUCUCUUGGGAUCAAUAUUACCUCGACUCAAUGGUCUGAUUUGUUAAAGAAACAGAACCAUGUGUCAGCGCUGCUAAAUUUAAUGAGACAAGUCUGCAAGUUAUUUUUUUCUAUUAAAUACCUAACGCUCUUUCUGAAUUUUAAUUUGCAUGAAGCAACUUUUUUUCUCUCCAACACACCGCUUUGUCUUGCCCAGUCAGACUCCUAACAUUGCAGAUGAUUUGACGAGGGACAGUUCCAAGGGUUCACCAGCAGGGGGCAACACGUGCCCAAUCAUCUGCUUCAGGCUCUUGUUAGCUCACAGUUGUGACUUGUCUUUUUCUAUAGCACUUUGUACUACUUAGUCAUGUAUCAGUUGUGUCCUCUGAAAUGGUUAGUUGUCAGUCCAGUACCCCUUGUGUAAAUCAGAAAGUGAGCAGCACUUUGGUGGCGGCCGUUGUCAUACUGCGCCCCAACGAUUGGCGCCCUAUUGGGCUUUUCCCUGCAAUACGUGAAUCUCCAAGUGCAUUACCCUUAAUUUGGGAAUCCCACUUGACUUGUAUACUCUGAUAGCAAUAGGUUCGGAACAAGUUUUCUUCUGAGGAAGAAAACCACCAAAUUCAGGCUUCCAUUGGCAUGUGGUCGUGGCUUUUGAGACUUUUGUAACAUACUCUCGAGGUUAGGAUAACUCUUGAAUCUAGACUGCCUGUCAGGCCCCUGAGCGUACGGCUAAUUUAUCACUGUGAAGGGAAGGUGGCGAUGAGUUCUGGUAGAAGUCCUGUCUGUCGGCCGCUCUCUCUGUAACCAACCCCACCCGGCAGGUCACGCUGAAGCAUGUAAGAGCAAUACUUAGUCAGGGAACAGAAAGAAUAAGUUGCUUAAGCCAACCCACUGCAUCCUUUUCCUUUAGUGGAAACAGCCAUGUUGUAGAUGUAUGUCGGGUGGUGGCACCCUCGCUGCUGUUGCUAGUGGAGCUCUAGGGAAUACUGCUGCAUUCAGUGGGAGAUUUAAAUAAGAAGUCUGGACUAUUCUAGGGGCACGACUGGAUUCGGUCUGUGGAUUCUCUUGAGCAGCUGUUGUCAAAGCUAAAUGCUAUGCUACAAAAUACUAAAUGUACUCAAUAACUGUAUGUAUAUUCAUGAAUAAAUUGGUUAAACGUG